Molecule: messenger RNA, 1692 nt
Organism: Schizosaccharomyces cryophilus OY26
Lineage: Eukaryota; Fungi; Ascomycota; Schizosaccharomycetes; Schizosaccharomycetales; Schizosaccharomycetaceae
Product: squalene synthase Erg9
Exons: 1
Coding region: 129-1532 (467 amino acids)
Biological process (GO): farnesyl diphosphate metabolic process; ergosterol biosynthetic process
Cellular component (GO): endoplasmic reticulum membrane
Molecular function (GO): squalene synthase [NAD(P)H] activity
Source: RefSeq, a predicted model, not a curated record
GCGUGGAUGGACAGCCCUGUAAACAUUUAGGCGAGGUUACAAGGCUGAGGCACACCUCUUUAGUAGAAAUUCUUUUCCACCACAACCAAAUAGAAGAGCGGCUUGAGGGAAGUUUAUAUAGACGAAAUAUGUUAGGACUAUCAGAAUUAUCAAACCGUAUUGAGGAGGUUCGAUGUCUUUGUCAAUAUAAAUUAUGGUACGAUGUGCCAAGCUUCUCUGAAGACGAAGCAGUUCCUCAUGACGUUCGUCAAUGCUAUAUCUUUUUAGACAAGACGUCUCGAUCAUUUGCAGCAGUUGUUAAGACACUUCCCGAUCAAUUGAGAGAAGCUGUAAUGCUGUUUUACCUCGUUCUUCGAGGAUUGGACACGAUAGAAGACGAUAUGACAUUGCCUUUAAGUAAGAAAGUUCCUUUAUUAAAAUCAUUUUACGAAAAAAUCGAAGAAAAAGGAUGGAAUUUUCAAGAGUCUGGUCCCAAUGAAAAAGAUCGAGAGCUAUUAUUGAAAUUCGAAAUCGUUAUUUCCGAAUACCUAAAGCUUGAGGAAGGCUUUCGAACCGUUAUUCGUGAUAUUACCAAAGAAAUGGGUGAAGGAAUGGCUCAUUAUGUGACCUUGUCUGAAAAGAACGAUGGUUUUUCAAUUAAUACGAUACAAGACUAUGAUCAAUACUGUCAUUAUGUAGCUGGAUUAGUGGGUAUUGGACUAUCUCGUUUAUUUGCAGAGUCUAAAUUAGAAGAUCCAGAGUUUGCUCAAGCGGAAGCAAUCUCCAACUCUGUUGGUUUAUUCCUGCAAAAGACAAAUAUAAUCCGUGAUUAUCGUGAAGACUUUGACUCUAACAGACACUUUUGGCCUCGAGAAGUCUGGUCAAAGUAUGCCAACAACUUUGGUGAAUUUUGUCAACCGGAAAACUCUGAAAAGGCGCUUAGUUGUCUGUCUGAAAUGACUGCUAAUGCACUAAGUCAUGCUACGGAUUCUCUCAACUACAUUUCUUCUUUACAGAAUCAGCAAGUCUUUGAUUUUGUUGCCAUCCCUCAAGUUAUGGCUAUUGCUACUCUUUCAACUGUCUUUAGGAACCCUGCAGUGUUUCAAAGAAACGUUAAAAUUCGCAAAGGUCAAGCAGUCCAGAUUGUACUUCAUUCCGUUAACAUAAAAAAUGUUUGUGACUUGUUCCUGCGCUAUACUCGUGAAAUUCAUUAUAAGAAUACACCUAAAGAUCCCAAUUUUUUGAAGAUUUCUAUUCAGUGUGGAAAUAUUGAGCAAGCUUGCGAAACAAUCUUCCCUCGUAGCUACCGUGAACUUUACGAGAAGGUAUUUUCAGAGAAACUUUUCCAAGAAAAGAAGGGAAAAACUAAGGAAGAAGCUGCUAAAGUAGCUAUUUCAGAUGAAGCCCGUCGACAAUACAAGAAAGAUAUGACUGACCUUGGUAUCAGUGUUGGUAUUGUUUUGUUGGUUGUAUUUACUUGUUUAGCUGCUAUCUUUUACGUUCUUGGUAUAAGCUUUUCUAUUUCAGACUUGAAGAAUCUUAAACUCAUGUAAGGUUCAAGAAUUUAACGAAAAAUAUGACUAUUUUCGAAUUUAAUUUCAGCUUUUGUUAAUCUCAACCUACUAUUUCUUUAAUAGUGAUUGCAUAUUGUAAAUAUUAAAUCCUAAUUUUCAUCUUAAUUUCUUAGUACGAGAAUAAACACUUAAAUAUGAC